Quercus lobata is the source of this 2232-nucleotide messenger RNA. Its product is annotated as Pathogenesis-related thaumatin superfamily protein. Lineage: Eukaryota; Viridiplantae; Streptophyta; Magnoliopsida; Fagales; Fagaceae. Bases 858 to 1745 code for a protein of 295 amino acids. The record is from RefSeq and is a predicted model, not a curated record. The transcript is spliced from 3 exons.
UUACAAAUAUUAAGGGAGUGCUUGUUAAAUUCUAUGGAGAGUGGAUCUGAUAACUUCCUGUACUGGGAACAGUAGAUCCAAUUGCAAGGAUAAGUGGUCAGGUGACUCAGGUGAUAUGCACUUGACACAGUUUCUUACAGCAAAAAGAUCUUUAAAGAGGCUGGUUACAUGCUAACAUUUACAUGUGACCGUGUCUUUCCACUUAUUGUUUAUAACCUAGUACUAUCAUGUAUAGUAAACCUAGAUUGGAUACUAUCAUGUAUAGUGAAACUAGAUUGGAUACUUUCCUCCAAUCUUAGGAGUUAUUAAGAGGAUAGAAAGUGAUUUACUUACUUUUUAAAGCAAAUUCUUCUUUUGGGUCUGCAAAAUAAUAUUGUUUCUUUGAAAAGAUUAAAUUAGAAUUGAUUGUCUGGUUAAAUAAUGUAUUUCUCCAACAUGAAGAAUCAGAGGUCACUUUUUUCAGGUGCAUUCUAUCCAUAAUAUUGCAUUUUUCGAAUCUGAACCGCGCAAUUGAUUCGUCAAAAGGAAACCUAUGAGAUUCUCUGAUCAGAGAGAUCUCAUUUGGCUUUCAUCGUGUAUAAUGUGUCACCAAACAAUUGCGAAAGAAAGGAAUUGCUUCUUAAUGAGGCCAUCCAAUAUAAAAGCAAUUCUAAACCCAAAAAGAUCAUCUUGUGGCUGAGAAUUUCAUCAAAGCAACGUAACCCUUUGGUUUUGUAUUGUCAUUACACACAAUUUAUCCCCUCCUCACAGAUUCUUUUUUUUUAAGCUACAAAUAUCCUUCUCCAUAGCUCUUCCCUCCCUCCCUCCCAUUCACCUGAAGAAAGUACAACUUAAAGAACAAAUCAGAAUCCUCAACAAUGCCAAUGAUGACAUCCUGGGUGUUCCCUACUUGCUUUCUUGUCAUGUCUUUCUUUUUCUCUUGCUCAUCUUGCACAUUCACAAUAACAAACAACUGCCCCAACACCAUAUGGCCUGGAACCCUUGCGGGUGCUGGGACACCUCAACUACCAUCAACUGGAUUCCGGUUAGACUCAGGCCAAAGUGUCAGCAUUCCAACUAUUCCAGGAUGGUCAGGACGACUAUGGGCAAGGACCGGGUGCACAUUUGACGAGUCAGGAGCUGGAACAUGUCAAACAGGGGACUGUGGAGGAAGGCUGGAAUGUGAUGGCAUGGGUGCCACUCCACCUGCAUCCCUCUUUGAGAUAACCCUCGGAACAGGCAAUGGGUUAGAUUUUUAUGAUGUCAGCCUUGUAGAUGGCUACAAUAUACCGCUUAUUGCCGCACCAAGGGGGGCGUCUGGAGCAUGCAAUGCCACAGGCUGCGCUGCAAAUAUCAACAUGGGUUGCCCAAAGGAGCUUCAAGUAGUUGGUGGAGAAGAGGAAGGAGGGGUGGUUGCAUGUAGGAGUGCAUGUGGGGCAUUUGGCUUGGACCAGUACUGCUGCAGUGGUGAGUUUGCGAACCCAACGACAUGCCAACCCUCCUCUUAUUCAACCAUCUUUAAGAGCGCUUGUCCAAGGGCUUAUAGCUAUGCUUUUGAUGAUGGCACAAGCACUUUUACAUGCAAGGCUAAUGAAUAUGCCAUUGUUUUCUGCCCUAGCGUUAAUGGAGUGAAAAAAUCUGAUGAUCCCGUAGUUCCAAUUGAAGAGCCGAGCAACGGGGAGGUAGUGAGCAAAGUUUCUUCCUCGAACAUCCACCUACCCCUUCCAAUGCCAAUCCUUCUAUUCAUCUUAAACUUAUUCUUCUGAGUAUACUAUGACUACUUCACAGCAUUUGACAGCAUGCCUCGAUCGUAGAAGAGAACCUUAAUUGUGCCUUUGAAAGAAAAUAUUGACUGAAUCAAGCACAAUGGAUUGCAAGACAGCAUAAAUGUGAAAGCAAUUAAACUAGAUGAUUUCUUUUGUUAAGGAAUUGACAGCGCAUUCUGCUGAGUGUACCAAGUGCAUGGUAGCAAAUACAUGAUUCUGUGACCUGUUGUCAAAAUGUGCUUAACCAUUUAUUUUAAUUGUAUUGUGUCCGGAAAUUAGACAACAUAAGAUAGGGAUAGAUUCAAGUUAAAUUCAAAUAAAGUACUUAAGUUGGAUUCAAAUAAUAUCAUGUAGCUGAUUAGGAGAUUAGGAUUGAAUUUCAUUUCAAGUUGUAUUGAAAUUUAAAUAGGACUUGGUUCCUAUUUGUUAGAAUUAGAUUGUGAUGAGGUAAUCUCUUCCUUGGUUAUAUAUGUACAUGGAAGGCAUU